Molecule: messenger RNA, 4544 nt
Organism: Nycticebus coucang (slow loris)
Lineage: Eukaryota; Metazoa; Chordata; Mammalia; Primates; Lorisidae
Product: zinc finger protein 722-like
Exons: 5
Coding region: 356-2470 (704 amino acids)
Biological process (GO): regulation of transcription by RNA polymerase II
Molecular function (GO): RNA polymerase II cis-regulatory region sequence-specific DNA binding; DNA-binding transcription factor activity, RNA polymerase II-specific
Source: RefSeq, a predicted model, not a curated record
UCUUGGGCUGGGCGUUGAACAGGGUUAUUUCUCUCCAGUUCUACCUCGAGGAGGCCCCUGGUGUUUUUGCCGCAGCCUCUGUCACUCUGUGACUUGUAGGUACUGGGAAAUCCAUAGGGAGGACGCUGGGACACCCCGGAAGCAGGGAAAUGCUCAUUGUGCCUUAAUCUCUACUGUGACAAAGUACAGAUGAGUGUGGCUUCUUCUGCACUUCAUGGUUCUUCUGCCUGUGCGUGUGAUGGUGGAAGACAAAAGGGUUGUGCUGAUGCCUUGAAAUGCAUAUUCUCAAGAUGCAGCUGUGAUUUGCCUGGAAGGAUUUGUCUACUUCCUAGAGAAGCAGGAAAAAGAGGAAGAAAUGGCUGGUUCUCAGGAAUUGUUAACAUUCAAAGAUGUGGCCAUAGAUUUCUCUGUGGAGGAGUGGACAUGCCUGGAUUCUGCUCAGCGGAAUUUGUAUAAGGAUGUGAUGUCAGAGAACUACAGAAACCUGGUCUCUUUGGGUCUUGCUGCCUUUAAGCCGGACCUGAUCACCUGUCUGGAGCAAAGUCAAGAGCCCUGGAAUGUGGGUGAAGCCCUAGCCAGUCACCCAGGUGUAUUUUCUCAUUACACCCAAGGUCUCCAGAAGAAGCAGUACAUAGAAUCUCCAUCCCAAAAAGUAACAUUAGGAGUACUUGGGAGUUUGGGCCUUGAAAAUAAACAUUUAGAGAAAAACUGGGAACUCCAAAUUAAGCUUGAAGAACAGAAUGCAUAUUGCCACAGACAUAAAAAAUGUAAUACAACUACAUGUAAUGAAAACGUCACUGAUAGAAAAGGUCAGAAAUAUAGAACAUUUUGGAAAAAGUCUUCAUUUACUUCAGUUACUUUUGCUGAACCACAUGUUUCUGUAAGUAAAUGUCAACACCAACUUUUGGAAGAUAAAUUUUAUGUGAAAGAAAAUUCGGAAAAUUUAAAUAGUGACCUAAGCCAGAUUCAGAAUAAUGAUUUGGAUCAAUUAAAAUGUAGAAAUGGGUUAAAAAUUCAGUCAAAUAUUCCUGAAGAUCUGAGAUUUAAAAAUGGAGGGAAAUUUUCUGUAGGUGACCAAUUUGAUGAGUUACCCGUUAAAGGUUCAUUAUUCUUCCACCAAAAAUAUGCCAAAAUCUACAACUUUGAUCAGCAUGGGAAGAACUUUUCCCAUUCUUCAUUGCUUAAGCAAGAUCAGGGAAUAGAUAAUUGGAGAAGACAUCACACCUGUAACAAAACUUUAAUGUCCCUUAACCAGGGCUCUACCCCAAAUUAUUACCAGGAUAUUAAUAUUGGAGACAAAAAUUAUCAGUGCCAUAAAUCUGAUAAAACCUGUAGCCAAGGCUCUAGCCCUACAAAACAGCAGAAAGCUUAUUUUCUAGAGAACCAUCACAAAUGUACAAAAUGUAAGAAAGUAUUUCAUCAAUAUUCAGAGCUUAUUUUACAUCAAUGUAUAGAAAUUCAAGAGAAGUCUCAUGAAUGUAACAAAUGUUUAGAAGCUUUUACCCAGUCAUCAGAUCAUAUUCAGCAUCAAGAAAUCCAUUUUGGAGUAAACUCAUCCAGAUAUGAUAAAUGUGAGAAAGCCUUUAGUCAAUCAUCAGAUCCAAAAAAACAUGAUAUAAUCCCCACUGAAGAGAAACUCUACAAGUGCAAUGAGUAUGGCAGAAUUGGUAACCAUGUUUCAAGUCAAGAGAAACCCUACGGAUGUAGUGAAUGUGGCAAAGCCUUUAACCGUAGUUCACAUCUUACUCGUCAUUGGAGAAUUCAUACCAGGGAGAAACCCUACAAAUGUGAAGAAUGUGGCAAAGCAUUUAACUGUACUUCACAUCUCACUGGGCAUCAGAGAAUUCAUACUGGAGAAAAACCAUACAAAUGUCAAGCAUGCAGUAAAUCUUUUACUCAUUAUUUUAGUCUUACUCGUCAUCAGAAAAUUCAUACUGAAGGCAAACCCUACAAUUGUAGUGAAUGUGGCAAAGCCUUUAACCAUAGUGCACAACUUACUCGUCAUCAGAGAAUUCAUACUGGAGAGAAACCUUACAAAUGUAAAGAAUGUGGCAAAGCUUUUAACUAUAAUUCAGGUCUCACGGAGCACCAGAGAAUUCAUACUGGAGAAAAACCAUACAAAUGUAAAGUGUGCGAUAAAGCUUUUAGUCAUUAUUCAGGUGUUAUUCAGCAUUGGAAAAUUCAUACUGAAGAGAAACCCUACAAAUGUAGUGAAUGUGGCAAAGCCUUUAACCGCAGUUACCGUCUUACUCAACAUCAGAGAAUUCAUACUGGAGAGAAACCAUACAGAUGUAAAGCAUGCAGUAAAUCUUUUUUUUAUUCUUCAAGUCUUGUCACGCAUCAGAAAACUCAUACUGGAGAGAAACCGUACAAGUGUAAAGGUAGUGGCAAAGCAUUUAACUGUAAUUCACAUCUUAGGGGGCAUCAGAGCAUCCAUACUGGAGAAAAAACUUUAAGAAGUAUGCAGUAAAUCUUUUACUAGUCCCUCAAGUCUUAUUUGGCAUCAGAAAAUCCAUCCUGGAGAGUAACCCUACAAAUGUAAAGAAUGUACCAAAGCCUUUAUCUGUAAUUCAUGUCUUACUGAGCACCAGAAAAUUCAUACUGAAAUAAAACUCUACAAAUGUAAAGUGUGUAGUAAAUCUUUUACUCAUUGUUUAGGUCAUAUUCACCAUCGGAGAAUUCAUACCAGAGGAAAAGCUUACAAAUAUGAAGAGUGUGGUAAAGCCUUUUACCAUAGUUCAAGUUUUAGUCAACAUCUAAGAGUUCAUAGUAGAAAAACUCUGUAGAUGUAAUUAAUGUGGGAAGCACUUUAACAAAAAUAUAAAACAUGGGGCCAGGUGUGGUGGCUCACGCCUAUAAUCCCAACACUCUGGGAAGCUGAGGCAGGUGGAUUGUGAGCUCACUGAUUUGACACCAACCCGAACAAGAACGAGACCCAAUCUCUACAAAUAGCUCAGCAUUGAGGAUGGUGCCUGUAGUCCCAGCUACUCAGGAGGCUGAGGCAAGAGAGUUUGAGGUUUCUGUGAGCUGUGAUGCUAUGGCAUUCUACUGAGGGUGACUAAGACUAAAACAUGAGGGCAGCACCUAUGGCUCAAAGGGUUGGGUGCUGACUCCAUAUGCCGGAGGUAGUGGGUUCAAGCCCAGCCCCGGCCAAAAACUAAAAAACAAAAAAACAAAAAAAAAAAAGACUGAAACAUGAAUCACAAGAAAGACCAUAGAGAAAGUUUUCAGCUGCAAUAAGUAAGGGAAGUAUUAAUUAAAACUCAUCUAAUUGUAUCAAUUGUUUCCCAGAAGAAAGGACUAAAAUAUAUUGAUAUACUUUCUCAGGCUUAGAUCAGUUUUUGUGGAAAGUAGGUGGAGUGGUGGAUGAAUCAAACUUUGUAGGCACAGCUUUAAAAUAUUUUGUUGCCAGAAGUAAAUGUUUUAUGUACAGAUGCUUGUGGGAGAAUAUGCUAGGCAGAAAUCAGCAUGAUGUGUGUUGUGGUUAAACACGAAAUCCACUUCCCAAGUUCUAAAUGUAAAGUAUUAACUCCAACUCUAGAUAGGUGACCUUCCAAAGAAAGCCAGUCCACAAGUGGCAAGAACAAUCCUCAUUUAAAGUCAGAUGGUCAUGCUCAUGUUGACCAUUGAUUACUGGGGGUAGGGGAAUCCUGACAUGAUUGUGGGCCACUCAGACCUAGAGUCCAGAUGUUUGUAGGACCCAACUUGUGUUUAAGUAUGUAUUUUAAAAGAACCUUGUCUCUUAUUUGUACUUAAGCACUAGCUCCUCUUUUGCACAGCAAGCACUUGUGAUGAUCUGUGAGGCAUUCCACUGUGGAACAAUAAACACAGCACACCCAGGGAAAAUAAAAGUCAGACCAUCAGUAAAGUAUCAAAGGAAUGGAAAACCGAAGUGUCCAACGUGCCCACUACUAUUGUGAAGCCAGUAGAUGAACUAACACAUGCCCACACAAAAGAAAAACAAUUCAAGUUGAGGGAAAGAGGGGGGUUUGCUGUUUUCUGACCUACUGGGCACAGUGUAAGGUUGUAUGGCACACCUCCUGAGUGCCAGACAACCACAACAGGGACCUUAGCGGAUGCAAAUGUUGUAACCUAAUUGUUUAUACCAUCAUAUUAAUCUGAGGUUACAAAAAAAGUUACAUCAUGGGGUGGUGCCUGUGGCUCAAAGUGGUAGGGCGCCAGCCCCAUAUGCUGGAGGUGGCGGGUUCAAACCCGGCCCCAGCCAGAAACUGAAAAAAAAAAAAAAGUUACAUCAUCAGUCUAGUUAUGCCCACUCUUAACUGUGUUUGGGGUACUAGGAAGUAGAUGGUCAGUCCAUUGCUUAGAGCAUUUUAACCUAAAACAUUUAUUUCACCCAGUUUUUAGGCUUGAAUUCCCCCAUGAUCUUUUACAGCCCAUGUUAUCCUUUCACCCACCCUGUCUAGAGUUGAAAGGGGAUUGUGAGUUUUGGAAAUAGAUACAACAAAGUUGGGUUUCAAGUUAUAUUCACACAGUUAAUGUUGGCACAAUUGAAAUAUAUUUCCUUCAAAAGAUGUUAAUUUCUG